UGCUCCUAGCGGGCCGUCGCGCGGGGCUUGCGGCAACUCCCCCCUCGCUCGCGUCCGCGCCCCGCCGCGCGCCGUCCUUUGGGCACGCGCGUGCCCGCCGGAGGCUCCGAGCGGGCGGCGAUUGGCUGACGCGGUGGCGGCGCCUCGGGCCUGAGAAACUCCGGGCGAGCGCGCAGAGUCCGCUCGGGGCGGUGCCAGGCGCGUCCCAGCUAAUCCAAAAGUAAAUGCGGAACUUAGAAAAAGAUUGCCAACUCCAGAUCAACAUAUUUAGAGAAAAUUGGAAAAGGAGAAGCUUACUACAGCUUUAUUUGAGGACUUUUUAAAGAACGCAGCGUUCUAGCUGUGAGCUUCAGUCUUGGAGCAAAAACCAGGGACAUUGCCAGAACAAACAAGAACAGAAGUACAAAUGGAAGACUGGUCAAAAGGUAUAGCCCAUAUUCAUAUUGAACAAGACACUGCUGGGAGAAAUAAAAGUCCACAGCUAGACGAACAACUAACUAUGAAUUCUAAGGGAAGCUUGAUUCAGAAAUCCAGUGACUUAGUUAAUGAAGUCACAGAUGCAGACGCUGACCUGCCAGGGCAUAGAUCAGCGACUUUUCAGGUGGUCAUUCCUGAUCCAGAUGAUGAGACACCUGAGAAGUGCGACAUUAUGGAAUAUAGAAAGAAUGACCUACAUUAUGAAUGUAUGAUUCCUUAUCAAGUUACUUCAGAUAUAGAUAAAGAGACAGUAUCAUUUCUUCUAAAAGAAUUGGAUAUACUCAGAACAAACAAUGAAAAGCUUCAAGAAAAACUGACUAGAGAAAAUAAAGAACAGAAAAAAUUAAAGCUUAAAUUGGAACUCCAAGAAAAAGCAAUGGAAGCUAAAAUUGCUGAAAAGACAGCAGAUCUAGUUGAAGAAGUAUAUUUUGCACAGAGGGAACGUGAUGAAGCUCUUAUGGCUAGACUGCAGUUAGCCAUCACGGAGAGAGAUGAAGCAAUUGCACGGGCCAAGCAUAUGGAAAUGUCUGUAAAAAUGCUAGAAAAUAUUAACCCUGAAGAAAAUGACAUGACAUUACAGGAAUUACUGAACAGAAUAAACAAUGCAGACACUGGGAUAGCUAUUCAGAAGAAUGGAGCUAUAAUUGUAGAUAGAAUCUACAAGACCAAGGAGUGUAAAAAGAGAAUAACUGCAGAAGAAAUGAAUGCUGUGAUAGAGGAACGGGAUGCUGCUUUGUCUCAGUGCAAACGGCUAGAGCAGGAGCUUCAUCAUCUGAAAGAGCAGAACCAGACUUCAGCAAACAACAUGAGACAUCUGACUGCUGAAAACAAUCAGGAACGUGCUCUGAAGGCAAAUUUGUUAUCAAUGCGUCAAGCAAAAGAAACUGCAGUUGAACAAUACAAGAAACUAGAAGAAGAAAUUCAGACACUACGAGUUUACUACAGUUUACACAAAUCUUUAUCUCAAGAAGAAAACCUGAAGGAUCAGUUUAACCAUACCCUUAGUACCUAUGAAGAAGCUUUGAAAAAUAGAGAGAGCAUUGUUUCCAUCACUCAACAACAGAACGAAGAACUGGCUACCCAACUGCAGCAAGCCCUGGCAGAGCAAGCAAACAUGGAAUUACAGCUUCAGCGUGCCGUGCAGGCCGCCCAGGUCGCCAAUGAGAAAGUUCAGAAGUUGGAGAGGCUGGUGGACGUCCUGAGGAAAAAGGUUGGAACAGGGACCAUGAGGACAGUGAUCUGACUGCAAAAACGACAAUCUGGGGGAAGCGAUCACAUCUGGUGACCAGGCUGCUUCAUUCAACACUGUGUAAACACUAAAAGCCUUAACUUAGCAAACAGUUGUUAGAAGUGGGACACUCCAACCACAUUCCAAGCUGAGAUAAAAUCAAAUCACAAAUGUUUAACCACUUUGCUGCUGACUUGAGUUAUUUAUCCAAAUAUAUUAACUUUUUACCAAUGGGUAGCUAUAAGGUUGCAGUUUGUUUUAUAACUAUUUUGUAUCUCAGUAUGUUUAGUAUAAAUCUUGGUACUGUAAGGCCACUGUAGAUAUAUAGUACAGUUGGUCAGGAUAAUAUCUUCACAUAUGGUCCUUUCUGAAACUAAGUACAGCAAAGUAAAUAUUGUCUAAGCCUUAAUCCACUGUGUUAGGUCAAAACUUCAAAUAAAUGCAAUUUCCAAUAUAGAGUAUAUUUCUUAGUUGAUGAGAAAGGUUCAGACACGAGAGUGUGUAGUCUUCCUUAAUAUGAGUAUGUAAUCUUUCUUAGUUAAAGGCUAUUAAGUAUAGAUGCCAUCAAUGAAAUGUAUAAUUUGCUUUAAUAAGAGUUUAGUACGGUAAAAUUACAUUCAUAGAGUCAUGAUUUUCAUUUCACUUGAAAAUAAUGCAGACUGUUUUCAAUAAAAGGAGAAGGUUGUUAAUGUGCACUUAUAAAUUCAUAUUGUCAGUAUUUUUGUAAUGUUGAGCCUGGGUGAUUAUCUAAGCUCCACUUAAGAUGAAGAAAUUGCCAAGUUUCUGUCAAAUAGUCUGGGACACUUAGGGCUUGGAAGUUAGCAUGUGCCAGUACGUCUGUAUCCUAAAAAGCAAGAAGUCAUCAAAUUUGCUCAUUGUUCUUAUUUAUUAUCUUUUUUAUAGAUUUGAAUUUUUGUUGUGGAGGAAGAGAAUACAAUGUAUAAUGUACCAUAAAACUGUAAUUUACAAUAUAAGGACAUAAGAAAAAGUACACCUGCAAUUUGGCUCAGGUUACCUAGUUUUUUUAUUUUACUUAAGAGGUAACUUUAAAUAGUUAAAGCAUAUAAUGAUAUGAAUAAAACUGAGAUGUUAUAUAUUUUGCUAUACAAAAAUUCCUCCCUUUGUUAGGUGGAUUAUGUGAGAGGCCAGUAGACAAUGACUAUGCCUGGAGCAAGUUGAAAUAGACAAGCAGAGAUUGAAUUAGUGAAAAUGUGUAGCCAAAUGAAAAUUUUGUAACUCUGUGCAUUUUUAGUUGAUCUUUAAGGUUACACUAAGUUAUCUACUACUGCUUAUUUUCAGGAUAAAUGUCUAAGGACACUUUAUUAUAUUAUUCUUUGGUAUAGCAUGACAAAGUAUCUCGUUUUUUACUUUGCAGGAAAAUUUGAGGUGUUUGUCACAAGUGACAAAAGACACACAUUCAUACAUGCUUUUUCUUCCUUAUUAAAUCUGUAUCCACUGAACUGACUGGCAGUUAGAAUCAUCUCUUUGCAUCCAAAUUUGGAAUUUAUUCACGUUGCCUGCUUUUACAAAUUUUUUUUUAAAUGUGAGAUUUAGAAAAUAAGGAACAACAGGGGUUAAAAAAAAACUAACUGGAUUUGCUUUCUAAUCCUUUAGAUUAGCUUCUUGUACAUCAAUGAUAGUGUCAAUAUAGAAAUUUAUAAUACCUUGGUCAUGCAUGGAGUCUUGUCUCGGAGCUAUAACCCACAACAGCUCCCUGUGUGCAGACACAGUUCCUUUUAAACCUUCCCGAAGAUGGAGGUAAGUAAAGAAAAACAGUUCCUAUUACAAAAUAGUCCAUUUCGUGGGCUGGGGAUAUAGCUCAGUGUCACAGCUCCUGCCUGGCAAGCACAAGGUCCUGAGUUUGAUUCCCAAUACCAAAAAAAAAAAAAAAAAUAGUCCAUUUCGGAGCCCGUUAAAAUAAAUCACAAGUAGACUCGAAUUUUCAGUUUAGUCUUGAAGAACAGACAAACUUCCCUUGAGUUUUGUCUAGGAUUCUGGAACACACAAAGAACAAUAUAAAAACACUUUACAAUUUCCAAACCUCUCUUGCUACACCUAACUGAUCAGAUGAGAGCAACUGAAUCAUGUAAUCAUGUAAUUCAUGUAAUCAAUAUGGAAAAGUUUUAUAGAAUAUGAUAUUAUAAAAUAAAUCUUAUAAUUCUGAUAUGCAACAUUCUUCAGUAUAGUUAAUUUCCCAAAAUAUAUCCCAUCUUCUUGAACAUGAGUUGCCUAUAAAAUUACAAAUGGAAACUAUUACAGCCAUAUAUUGACUUAAUUGAUUUCUUCACAAAAUGUCUACCAGCAGUAUUUCAAAUACUGGAGUCUUUAUUUUUUUUUUGUAUGAAGAAAUAACCUCACUGAAAAUCAGUUAGCUCCACAUUCAGUAACAGUGCAGAUUCAGAAGCGAUCUUCGCUCAGUGGUAACGCUUUGAGUUUGCUUUAAACGUCAGCGAGUCUCAUUCCUGCAGUAUGAGAAAUCCUGGAGUAACAUGAGAAUCCAUUUCUUGUAAAGAAAAAUUAAGUAGUUCAGAGGAAAGACACAAAAGGUAGUACUAACAUCUUUAACAAUUGAUUUACAAAACUGUUUCAUAUCUUUAAAAAUUUGAUCCUAUCAACGACCAUAUAAUGGUAAUAAAAUAAACCAUUAUGUAAACCAUAUAAUAGUAAUUUUGAGGAUUUUAGUAUUAGUGUUAUUAUUCUUAUUACAUGUAUUUUGUAGAUGGAAACAGACUCAGAGCAUCUUAGAACUUGCCAAGGCCUGGCUAGAAUUAGAACUAAAUUCUUAUAACUACACUCCAUGAAACUGUAAGUCUCCAAACUGUUCUGUAAGAAAAAAAAAAUAUUGAACACUUUAACUCUUACAAUUUCUGUUAUUAUUAUGCCAUUCAUAUUAUAUGCAUAUAUGCAAAUCACCAAUCUAAAGACUACACAUUAAUUACCACAAAGUGCAAUAAUGUGUGCCGCAUCUAUACAUACUGGCCCAUCAUCCCCAGCUCUACAGUCUAUGCCUCAGCCUUCACUACAAUAUGACCUUGAGUUGCUUUGAGCUAUUUUUAAUUUUGCCUACUGCUAAAACCUGACAGUGUAGCUUUAUAAAAUGGUAGUCUAAUUUUCAAGGCUCACUUUACCUCCCAGAGCAACUUUCACAGAUUUUUUUAAAAAAAGUUAAAAGUCACACUAUUGGCCUUUUUUUUUUUUUUUUCCUGGUACUGGGAAUUGAACUCACAACCUGGCGCUUGCCAGGCAGGCACUGUGCCGCUGAGCUAAAUCCCCAGCCUCCAAUUGGCUAUUAACAAUAGCCAAUUGGCUAUUAACGAGUUACACCAGAAUUAGUAUUAAUAUAUAAGCGUUCUCAUUCCAUUUUUAUAAAUAAGCCAUUAUGUUUAAAGGUAUUUGAAACAGUUGAAAUGCUUUAUAGAGUAAGUUACAUCCUUUUUUCAAAGAUAAACUGUUCUUUUGUAUAUUUUUUCUCUGAAAACCCGAAGAGGGCUGGAGCUGUAGCUCAGUGAUAGAGUGCAUGCUUGGCGUGCAUGGCGAUCUAGAUUUGAUCCUCAGCACCACAAAUAGAUAAUAAAUAAAUAAACAAACUGAAAAGUCUUUUCAUUGGGUCACUUACUGAAUAGAAUGUUUAUUUCACAAAUGUUAGAAUUAUUAAGGAUUUGUAGUUUUAAUAAUGCAUACAGUUGUGUAGGAAUGCACUUUUAUAUGUAGUAUUUUUAAACAUCAUAAUUUUGCAGCUGCCAUUUCAAAUACUUAUGAUUAAUAAGGUUAUAUGAUUUUUUUUUUAAAGCCAUAACACAUUUUGUCUUCUCACCUGUGGUUUGAAUGUAAAGCCAAUUUUUCACAGACAUUAUUAUGUUCUUGGUAAUUACUAUUUACAGCUAACCUACCUAUCUAUUCAUAUGUAUGUACCCACACAGACACAGAAAAUUACAUUUGCCUUCUUAAAACGUUGAUUUUUAAGUCAGCUGUUAGGCUUCAGUGAUUUCAGCUUUUUGUUCAUGUUUUAUUGGAGAUGUACAUGGUUUCUGAGGCCUUUAAACAAAUAAAUGAAAUGAUUGAAAAAUGUUUAUUGCUCAUGCUUAGCUAAAUACUUCAUCUCUAGAAAAGAUGUAGCUUAUUUUGGCACUGUUUUAAAAACUCAAAUAUUUUAGACAUUUGUUAAGUUGGAGCUUGCAUAUUUGAACUAGUAGCAUACGUUCCAGAAUCGCAUCUCAAGUUACAAAACUUUUUGAAAUACUUUUACUAGAAUAGCUUCUUGAAGAGGUUUUUAUUUCUUUUUUGUGAUGUACUUUAAUGUAAGCUAUGUUAAAUUUAUAAAGGUUGACAUUAUUUUUUAAAAUAGGACUUCAGAAAUAGAAUUUGGCAUUGAUAAAUGUAUAUGUUUGAGAAUCAUUCACAUGUUUAUACUGUUGAUAUUCUUUUGCAGAAGUCUUGAUGUGCUUAUUUUUAAAUAUAUUGUUUUCUAAAUAUAGUUUUGGAGUAUGUUAUCAUUUUGGAAGCUCCAACUUUCUUGACUAUCUGAUUAUUAACAAAGAUGUAUCUUAAUGUACAAACUCAAAUAUGCACCAUACACAUUUGCUUUUUGUUCUCAUAAAAUUCUCUAUUGCAAAUCCUGCACAUUUCAGUGCAAUUCUUAAACAUCAAUCUUGGGGCUGGGGAUUUAGCUCAGUGGCACAGCGCCUGCCUGGCAAGCAUGAGGUCGUGAGUUCAAUACCCGGUAUCAGAAAAAAAAAAUCGAUCUUUAUCAAAUUUAUAAGUGUACAGUCCUGAAGAUACUGUUCUGGAUAUAUGCCCUACUAUUAUUUCAGUAAGGAAAUAGAUUAAAUUACCCAUUAAACUGUGUACGCUUUCCUUAAUAAAGAUGAAAAGUCAAUAUGAGCAAAUUUGUUUGGUACCUUAGGAACCUUUUAAAACUAUUUAGAUAUAAAAUAAAAGUAUAGUAAUAAAGGAUUAAAGGGAGAUAUUAUUUUAGUAAAUAUAAUUAGAAUGAACCUAAGAAAGGAAAGCAAAUUAUUUUAAUUAAAAGAUAAUACAUUGAUCCAAACCUACUACAGAGCACUACUACUAAUUUUUGAAUAUGUAUUUAGAGUAUUGUGUGAUCAAGAGCUGAAAUCUAAAGACUGAUUCUUCUAAGUUUGAUUAUUUAAACAGGAUGAGAUAAAUGUAAACAGACUAUGUAACAUAAUAUGUAGUAAAAAGAGAAUUUCAAGCUCAAUAGGACAGGGGCUAAACAGUAGUCUCUGGGACAAAGGUUCUAUAAACUGGUAGUAUCUGAACUGUCACAUAACUGUAUUUUAAGAAAGUUGUGGUUUCCUUGUUGUGUGAUACCAUGUUACUUCACCACAGCCUUAGUGAUAUUGUGAUUUAUUUUACUUCUUCAUUUGUAUACAAUGUUCACAUUGUUACUGUUUUUAAAUGGUCAACUACUCUAAGAAGAUUUUUGAAAUAAAAAUGAAGUUACAGUAUUUUAUAUUACCCAUGUAUUUACCAUUCCCAAUGGUCUUUGUAUGUGUAGACCCAUUUCCAGGAUCCUUUUCCUUCUACCUGUAUAUUUAUGAUCUUGUCUACUGCUGGACUAUUGGCUCAACUUUUGCAUGUCUGAAUAGGUCUCUCUUUUGCUGCCUUCAUUUUAUGGAAAAAAAAUUGCUGGUUAUAGAAAUGUAGGAUAACAGGGUUUUGUUGCUUGUUUCACUAUGUUAAAGAGGUUGCUCUAGUAUCUCUUACUUGCUGUGUUCUUGCUGUCAUUGUUACUUUUGUCCUCUGUACAUAAUGUGUCCUCUUGAAGCUUUUAAAGAUUUUUUCCUUUUGUCAGUUAUUUUAACUGAUUUGAUCAUGAUAUGCUAUGGUAUAGAUUUCUGCAUGUUUUUGUGCUUAUGUUUUGUUGAACUUCACAGCUCUGUUAAUCUGUAGUGUUUUAUCAUUGGAAAAUUUUCAGCUAUUAUUUUUACCAAUAUUUCUGUCCUCCACCAUUUUCUUCUCCCUUUGGAACUACUAUUUGAGAUUCAUUAGUUCCACAGCUCAGUCAUGCUUCAUGCAUUUUUUCAGUCUCUUAUUUUCAUUUUGUCAGUCUUAUUUUCUGUGUUGCAUUUUGAAUAGUAUUUCUUUGUCUUCAGACUUAAUAAUAAUUUCUUUUGCAGUGUCUAAUGUGCUAUUAAUCUCAUUGAGAGCCUUUUCUCCAAUUUUUGUUUCUGUUUGUUUUUUCCCCUUGUCGUGAGUUAUAUUUCUUACUUUGGAUGUGUGAUAAUUUUUUACCACACAUGAGUGAAGGAUAUUUUUAUAUUGGUUUAAAAUUGUUUUCAGCUAUGUUCAAGGAUGCAGUUAUAUGACUUGGAAAUAGAAUGAUAUUCUUAAGCCUAUUUCAACUUUGAUAAAUAGGACCAGAGCAGCCAUUAAUAAGUCUAAGAUUUUCCCACGCAACUCCUAUAACUCCUACUGAACACACUACCUUAGGCCUUGCUUAUUAUUAAGACAUUUCUACUUGCACUGGUCACCACAAAAACUAUUUGUAGGCCAUGUGUGAGUUUCAGUCACUGUCUUGCCUCUUUCUGAUGCCUAUGUUUUGCUCUGUCCUUGAUAAUUUGUGUGUGUACAUGUACUGGUCAGUACUCAGAGAAAGACCCAAGGAGUGCUCAGCAGCGGCCUGAAACUUGUUCACUCUCUCUCCACAGCCAAUCUCAGUUCCCCAUCCCUGCUCUGUGCUCUGUAAAUUUUGCAGAUCAUGGAGUGGGGCACUGGUAGAGCUCACUUUGUUGCUCUUCUUUCAAAAGUCACUGUCUAAUGCUACCUGUUACCCAAAGUCCAAAAAAUUGCUUCAUGUAUUUCACUGAGGGAAUUUUUUUUCUAGUUAUUUAAUGUGUUAUAAUACAUCUAAUACCUGUUAAUCCAUCAUAGCCAAAAGUGGAAGUCUUCCAGUAACUCUUAGAAUGCGUCCUGUUAAGGGUUAGCUUCCCUCUUACAGAGAUGUCAACUGCACCGCCAUCUUGUUCUAUUGAAAGUAGUCUUUGUUUUUCUGGAUGGUUACUGCCCAUUCUUCAUUUAUUUUGUCGUUUGGAAGUUUAUUCUGUGCCUAGAUGUGGUGUUCUGUGUAUUCUUUGCUUGAGUUCAGAGACCUCCUUAAAUCUCUGAUUUGAUAUAUUUUGUGAGUUUUAGAAAAUCUUUAGUCAAUAUCUGUUUCUCCUUCUGAGACUGUAAUUAAUUAUAUGUUAACUUUUUCACUGUUUUCCUGUAUAUCUCUUUCCUCCUGUAUUUUCCAUUCUAUAUUUUACUCUAUAUUCAUCAGUUUUGAUUUUAAAAAAAAAGUCUUUCCAUUUCCCUAAUUUCAUCUUCUAUUGUGAAACCAUCUUAAUGUGAGACUAUAUUUUUCAGAUCUACAGUUUUCUCUUUGUUUUGUACAUUCAAGUUCUCUUGGUGAAACACUCAUUUUUCUAAAUCUAUUUUCUCCCCCUUUACCUCUGUUUUCAUGAUAACUUUCAGUCAUAGUUAUUUUAACCUCCAAGUCUUUCGCUCCAAAAUCUGAAUCAUCUGUAAGUCUUUUUCUAUUGUCUAUUUUUUUCUCUUGGAAUACCUACAAAUGUUUUACCAAAUGCAAGAAAUCCUAAACCUCCAGAUGAUUUCCUUGCCUUCCUCUUGAUAGAGUUUAUCCUUUAUUCUGCUGGGAAAAUUAAGUGGAAUCCAGUUACAUUAAUAUAGUGAAGCUGGGUUGCAGUUUGAGUAAAACCCCACUGUCUCAAACUUGCUUUUUUUCCCUGUGGACUUCCAAUGUUGAAAGUGAUAGCUUCACCAGUCCUGUUUAAGAUAGUCUCAUCUUUAACUUUUUUAACCACCUUUUUAGGAUAGCUCAGAAUUUACAAGGGUUUUGGAAGGGAAAAUUAGGCAUGCAUUCCCCUUAGGUCUCCAGUUUUGUCACUUGAACUCUUCAAGACUGCCAACUGUUCUGCUGGUUUCUCUGUCCCUAGCAGCAGUCCUCUGCUGAACAAACCCCAGAAGUUCCAUUUUCUCAUCUUCUCCCCAAACCAGCAAAUGCCUCCAAGAGAAAAGCAGCUGUAGAUCAUCAGUUUACCUCUUACUAUUCUCUCCUUUGUGGAAUCUUAGUCCCUUAAGCUAUCUUUGUUUUAUCCCUUUCUGACAUUUUUAAAUAAAUACCCUUUUGUAGUUUACCCAGCUUUCCUAGUUUUUCUUGGUAGAAGCCGCAGUCUACCACAAACCACUCUGUUCUGUAUAAAAAACAGAAAUCCAGUGAGUUUUUAAUUUCUCUUAUUAUACUUUUACCUUUUAGAGGUUAUAUUCCUUCAUUACCAAAUGCACUUUUAUAGGCUUUGUUUCUAUCUUGUGUUUCCAAUCCCUUUUUGAAUUUUCCUAUAUAUCUUAAACAAACUUAUGCUGCCUGUUAUGUCUGUAUUUCCCCAUUACCUAUCACGUUUGGUGAUUUGUGAAUGUGAGCUUUUAUUUCUUAGAAUUAUUCUCUGUGGGACUUUUUAACACCUGGGUUAAAGGUGGGUUCCUCCACAGAGGCCUUGCAUUUGCUUUUUCCUGUUAGUUGGAAGCAUGCAUAGAUGUUGGAUCACUUUUAAAUCUUAAUUUGAACUUUAUUGACUCACUUAAGUAAUGUUAAUGUUGGUUGAACACCCACUUGAGGACUGACUUGUUAUAAAAUUUGUAGGGGAAAUAUUCUUUUGGCCUCUACUCAGCCUGAAUUCAAGAUUUCUGUCCAUUGGUGAGUCUUGGGCUUUGUCCCCCAUCCCCUUGUACAGUAGAAGUUUAUGGAAGCCAAGCUUGGCUUUACCCCUAAUAUAAAGCAAAUAAAUAUUGUCAAGGUUUUAAAAAAUGAUUUUUGUGUUACCACUGUGGGUUUCCAGUUGCACUUAGAUUUGGCCCUCUGAAUAUUCCUUACUGAGGGUCAUAAUUGAUGCAUUUUAAAAGAUGUUUGUCAUUUUCUGUGCAACAUUUUUAGUCGCAUAGUACAGGAGGUGCGAGGUGUAGCGUAGCAGGAAACAGCAGAACAGUAGUCAGGAAUCAAAUGUUAUUAAACUUACACGGUGGGGGAGAAAAUUAUACUGGUAGUAAAAUGUUCUCAGUUUAGCAUUACUUGUAUACAUGAGCAAAAUGAGCAGAAAAUAAAUUUACCUUCCAAGAACCAUAAUUGCAAUUCUUUGCCCCUACUUGGUAACUAUAAGCAGUUUCUUUUUUUAUUAAAGUAGAGAAAAUGAUUGAAUAAUUCAAAUUAGCCCUGGCAAGAAAACUAACAGCUGCCUACAAUGAAAUGUUUGAGUUAUGAGCCAUGUGCCACUUUGGUUUAUCUGAAGCCAAAAGAUUCGGAAUCCUUCUUCAAUUAACCGUGUUGCUUGGGAGGGCCUGGUUGCCCUGCACAAGAGCUGCCUGGUGGUGACUAAGAGGUAUCUGUAACACACAAGUUCAGGCCUUGCAACUCUGUUUUUGUUGUUUGAACUUUCCUCUCCCUUGUAGCUAGGGAUCCAGCGUGGAAUUUAAACACUUGUGUGGUAACUCCAUUCCUUCAUCCAUUGUAUUGUUAAGCUCCAGCUAACGAACUUUUAACGCCGGCUCCAGUAAGGCAAGACAUAGAAAACAGCAGCAAUUUCUGGCAGUAUAAUUAAAACUAUGAUUUAUAUGUCUUUACACAGCAGCUUAGAUGCUUUUGCGCGUCUGGUCCAACUAUCCCAUAAAAACUAGGCUUUGUAAAUUAUAUGAAAACUAAAGAAAUAAAACAAGACAUGCUUAAGAAAGCUUUCAUGCAGAAGUGACUUUCACUUCAAAAAUCAUACCUACUGUAGCAGAAACUGCAAAAUAUAUACCUGUUUAAGAUUUACAUACUUUUCUAAAUAGAGAAACUAAAAUUACAUAACAUUUGAAAGAUGAGAAGUGCCACAUGCACCAGUUAUGUAUACUUUAUCUCAUGUGGCCUUCCCCUUCUAUGCCAAUGUUUUUAGUUGCUUAGGGAGAUCCUCCUGAUAAUAUCUCAAAGAAUGCUGGUUGGCCCUAUAUAGAUUAUGUACACAUUGGCUUGCUAAGGACAAGUUCUGCUUUGAAAUCUCUAGGCUUUACUUUGCUUCUAAACAUACUGUUUUGAAUCUAAAAUUAAAAUGAGAGAAAAGAUUGCAUUUCUUCUCUAAAUCACAGUCCAGUUCUUAAGAUCAUUCUGGGUGAGGAGAGGUGUUCAAGUAUGGUUGGAACAAUUAUAUAAUAAGUUGAUAUAAAACAUCUGUUUUAUUGCUUUUAAGAGCUGCGCUUUACUUAAAUCUGUACACUUAUGUCUUACUAGCCACUAAUUUGCGUUUUGUUACAUCACAGCUUGUUGCUUUGCAAAACUAGAUGUGCUUUUUGCAUCUUUUCUUAAACUGUGGUUAUGUUGCAAAGAAUAGUUGUGUACUUUUCUUUAGGUGACACAGAUAAUGUGACUAAUUAAUCUUGUCUGUCUACUAGAAGUGAAGAAAAACUUUUGAAAUGAGAAGUUUCAUGUAAAACUUCAAUAGUAAUCACUUUCUGCUUUUGUAAACCUGCAACACCAUAGUUACACUAUGGGAUGAAAGUUUAAAUAUUAUAGAUAUUAUUGUCUCUAAAUUUUAGUCAAAACUGUCUGGGCCUAUGUUAGGUUUUUAAGAACCAGUUGCCUAAAUCAUACGUAGAUGUUCUAUGCCACAUUAUUUUAUUUUCUUAUGAAUAGCAAAAAAAGUAUUAUGCGAGAGUCUGUGCUCCAAGCAUACACUGCAUUUCAGUUCCAGCUGCUUUUUCAUUGUUUAAUUCAUUUGCCAUUUUUAAACCUCUACUAAAUCAAAUCUACCUUCUUGUUUAAAUCCAAUUUAUCCUUCAAAGAACACUUACGUGCCACCUCCUACAAGAAGCAUUUCCCCAUUCUCCACCCCCACUCCACAAGCAAGUUGUAGUUAUCUCUCUUCUGUGGGCCUUACACCUCUUUCUGCAGCUCUCUGUUAGUGUAGUUUACUAAGUUUCUCUUGCUUCAGUAUUUCUGUACUCUCUCCUGUUAGAAUGCAAGCUUCUGAAGAUCAGAGAUUCAGUCUUACUCAUAUUUCUUUGCACAGGCUCAACCGUAGCACAUCAGUGAAGACAAAAAGAGUUGUUAUCCAGUUCUUUACCCUAGAAUAAAUCAAAUCAACAAAUAUUUAUUGAAUGUCUACUAUGUGCAAAUAGCCCUGGACUGGUCAGCUUUUAAAAGCCACCCGACUUUUCACAUUGACAAAUCAAAGCAUUAUUAUUUGAAGCAUUGCAGAAGCUGCUUCCAUUUCCUGAAGGUGACAGAGCAUAUGAGGAUCCUGCAAUGAUUUGGGGGUACAGAAAGACAAGGCUAAUUGGCAGAUUGAAAAGAGGAGAAAGAGCACUCUAAAAUAUCAGUACGGGUGGACUGCGUCACGUUGAUUUCAGCGCAUGAGCUUGAGCAAUCUUCCCUCCUGCUUUAUCUUCCUAAAUAGCUUGGUGACUUUACUCGGACUGAUUUCUACUAAAAUGAGAAACAAAACCCAGAUGGCAGUGAACCGAGAAGUGAAGUCUAAGCUUGGAUAAUGAAUAUGCGAAGGAGGUCCAGCAGUCCAUCAGAUGUGGAAUUUGUGUGCCGCAAUUCAAGACAAAGAUUAAACUUCCACUUGAUGUUGCAAAAGGCAUUUUAUGCAAGAAAUGAAAGGCUGAAGAGGGGAAAAAAUUCUCUGGGGGGAGCCUUUCCCCUGAUCGCUGCUUUUGAAGUGAAGGGGCCCGGGCAUUGUUGUUCACCUCGCGGCCCAUACGGCUGAAGAAAGCCCUGGCUUUUGAUGCGCUGAGAACCGCCCGGGCCCUGAGCACCACGUCGGGCCGCGGGCUGCGGGCAGCAUAUGUCUCGGGCGCCCGGGCAGCGUCUGGCGGGGAGGAGCUCGCCCCGGGAGAGGACCCAGGCCGGCGUCGGGCGCCGGGGCCCUCGGGCCUCGAGCUGGAUCUGCAGCUCCUCCAGCCCACUUGGAGAAGUAGCGCAGGGCCUCUGCCAGUGCUUGAUGGGUUAAGAUCUCAGACCCGGAGCCACAUAGCCCUUUGGGGUGAGGAUGGGCAAAACAAGAGUCUCGGUAAGGGCAACAGGCCCAGCUGCUCGGAAGGCUUUCUUCUCAUCCCCUGGGACCCAGCCCCGAAGGCGCCUGGCCUAGGUAGAGCUUGAGGAGUCCACGAAGGCGCGCGCUUCAGGGCGGGCGUCUGCGAACCCGGGACGGACCCCGCGGGCACGCGGUGGGGAGGGCGCGGGAGGCGACCGCUCGGCAGCAGGCGUGGCCAGCUCGGCCACACUCAGUUUCUCCAGCGCCCUAAGCGCUUGCCGCGCGGCUCUGAGCCUAGGGCGGCGCGUUAGCCUCGGGUCACCUUUUGGAAAACUUGUUGCAGGCAAUGAAGUUUACUUUCAAUGCCCAACACGAACUCUUCUCACUCCGGUUCGUUCCCCUCUAUCCGCUUCCCCGGGCUGCCUCUGAGCUCUUUGGCCCAAGGGUCAGCAAACCAGUAUAGUUCGGUUCCUUCCCCGCCCUCCGUACCUCCAACCCCCCUCUCGGAAGGAUCCGGGUUGUCUGCCCCAUUAAUAUAUUAGCCGGCGUGACACAAAGGAAGCGCGUGUCGGCAGAAGGCGGUGUGACUCCAGGGAGAGGAGAGGAGACCUGGGCCGUCCCCUGCGCUACCACACGGGUCACUGCGGUCUGAGCUGCUAAUUUGGCCUCCACCGGGGAGAAGCUGCGGAGGACCCAGCAGGAGUUACCGCUGCUCGCCGAACGGCUACUGGGUGGGGCGUUUGUAACUGGGGAGCAGGAAUGAAGCUCAAGUCUCCAAGGUGGGACCCAGAGCGGGGGUAACGUUCCAGAAUCCCCCAGUCGCCUCCAUUAGGCAAGGAAAACCAGCUCCCCAGGAGGACAGCAGUAGGUGGACACCCACUUCCCCCCUUGAGUAUAAUGGGCCCUUAAAAUUAAACAUUUAACGAAAACCAA
Molecule: messenger RNA, 14664 nt
Organism: Chinchilla lanigera (long-tailed chinchilla)
Lineage: Eukaryota; Metazoa; Chordata; Mammalia; Rodentia; Chinchillidae
Gene: Mipol1
Product: mirror-image polydactyly 1
Exons: 17
Coding region: 407-1720 (437 amino acids)
Source: RefSeq, a predicted model, not a curated record